AUGCGUGUCAUUCUUCUUUGUUUUCUGGUAGCAGUGUUGCCCUGUUAUGCCGAGGAGGAGCAGAAACUCCAAUGGAAGGAUGAUGACGGUCUCGAGAUCAAGAUUAUCCGACCAAUCAAGGCCGAGAAGUGCCCAAUCAAAUCACAGGAUGGAGAUGUUCUUGAUCAAUGGUAUAAAUUGACUGAUAAGGAAGGAAAAGAAAUUGGGUCGAAUUUCAACAAAAAACCAUACACCUUCACUCUUGGAAAGGGACAAGUUAUCCCAGGAAUGGAGAGAGCAAUGACUGGAAUGUGCAAGGGAGAAAAGAGAAAGAUUGUGAUCCCAGGAAGCUUGGGAUUCGGAAGCAAGGGACGCGAGCGUGACAGCAUUAAGGAAGAUCAGACCCUCUACUACACUGUUCAGCUUGUCGAUUUGUUCCGUGCUGUUCCAGGAGAGAAAUGGACCACUGAGGAAGGAAUCGUUAUCGAGCAGACCCAUAAGAUCGAUGAGGAUAAGUGCAAGAAGUCAAAGAGUGGAGACACCAUUCAUCAACAAUAUGUUCUUCACCUCGAAGAUGGAACCUUUGUUGAUUCUUCUUUCUCUCGAAACGCUCCAUUUAUCUUCAAGUUGAACAACAAUGAAGUAAUCAAAGGAAUGGACAUUGCUAUGACUGGAAUGUGUGAGGGAGAACGUCGUCAAGUUGUUAUUCCAUCUGAUUAUGGAUACGGUGACAAUGGAAGAUCGCCAGCUAUUCCAGGAAAGGCUCGUCUCUAUUUCGACAUCACUCUUGAGAAGCUCAUCCAACGCGACGAGUUGUAA
This is a messenger RNA of Caenorhabditis briggsae, 798 nucleotides long. RefSeq names its product Protein CBR-FKB-5 (gene Cbr-fkb-5). Gene Ontology annotation, molecular function: peptidyl-prolyl cis-trans isomerase activity. The record is from RefSeq and is a predicted model, not a curated record. Lineage: Eukaryota; Metazoa; Nematoda; Chromadorea; Rhabditida; Rhabditidae. The transcript is spliced from 3 exons. Bases 1 to 798 code for a protein of 265 amino acids.